AAACCAUAACAACUCAACAGCUGAUAUGAGAAAGAUGGCGGCUGCGGCGGACACCGACUCCACAGGAGCUGGAGAUAAAAUCAAAGCAAUGCUACGCCGGUGCAGGGGUAGACCCAGACUGACAGACGCGGAUCGAGCUCAGCGGCGGCUGGAGUCUCGGAAGAAGUACGACGUGCGGCGCGUUUAUCUGGGAGAAGCGCAUCAAGUCUGGAGCGAGCUGCGCCGUCGCACGAGCCUGAGCGACGCGGGGCUCGCUGAGUAUUUAAUCCUGCUCGAUUCAGCGUACGGAGAAAAAUACCAGCAGAAACACGCCAAGAAGAAUGACGUUCCUGAACUGUGUAAUAGGAAAGGGAAGAAAGCAUCUGCCACCAGCUUACAAAAUCUAGUGAGCUGGUACCAAGAGCACUUCCAGUCCUGUCCGCAUGAACCUGAACUGCGGACGGUGGAGCCAAUGGUGGGUUUGUCUACAUCUGCAUUUUGGGAGUGUGUUGCUGGUCACUCAUUUGUGCAGUACCUGCCGUGGGCUGCAGGGGUCGUGUCAGAGUCAGAAGAAGAGGACAAUGUUAAAGAGAAAGAGGACAGCACUCCAGAGGCGAAAGCUGGGGUCACUGACAAAAUCAAUGCCAAACACAAGAAACCGCAAACCCAAGAGCUGCUACAAGUUUCAAUCAAUGACUUGGAAAGCGACAGUGACCAGUCAUCACAGCUGGGUCAUCAGACGACAUGCACAACCCUCGAUCAGCUCCCAGGAGCCCCUGCGGCCUACAGGGGCACACCCGCCUCCAAGCGCUGUCUAGGCAACCAGGCCGUGUGGGAGAUGGAGGUACUUAUGGACCGGGAAGCUCAGGCUACCCUGGCCGAGUCUGAUGGCAAAGCCACCGAUCAAGAAGCGGCCGGUGAGGCUGACCCUGUCGUGGAGCAGGCGGAUGGUUCGAGGACUUCAGAGCAUGCUGAAAAUUACGAGUGUGUGGUUGUCGCCGCACCGUUGACGGAGAGGCGAGAGGGGGAGGAUGGAGACGGUGGUAUUAGAGAAGAUGGAGAUGAGGAGGAGGGGGAAAGCAUGGCGUGCACACCGCUGGUGGCGGACCCAUCGCAAGGCGAGCUGUACGAGACUCACGACCUGCAGACGGUGAUGAGCGGCUGCGAGCUGCCAGAUCAACGCUCCACAUUAGGAGGAUCUCAGCUGAUCAUAAUUACGGGUCCCAGUUACGAAGCUUUGACGUCUGAAGGGAUUCAGCUGAACGUGUCUGGUGGAGAUGUGGAGGAGGUCACGUGUACCGUCAUCGGGGACGUGGCAUAUAAUCAGAUCCAAUCAGGAGCGACCUCACAUCCCGACAGCAUCGCAGAUAUGGUUGAGAAGCAGCUGUUGGAUACCAAUGAAGAAGCGCACUGUCCGAAGGAGCUCGAGAGAUCUCUGAAUAGAUCUAAGAGGAACCGUAGGGGUCCGGUCAUCGAAGCAGACGGCAUGUUAAAAAUGUUUCACUGUCCGUAUGAAGGCUGCAGUCAGGUGUAUGUGGCCAUCAGCAGUUUCCAGAAUCACGUGAAUUUGGUGCACAGGAAGGGUCGGACCAAAGUCUGUCCUCAUCCAGGCUGUGGGAAAAAGUUUUAUCUGUCCAACCAUCUUCACCGUCACAUGAUCAUACACUCAGGCGUGCGAGACUUCAUCUGUGAGACUUGUGGGAAGUCAUUCAAACGUAAAAAUCAUUUAGAGGUCCACAGACGAACACACACAGGAGAGACGCCGUUACAAUGUGAGAUCUGCGGGUAUCAGUGUCGACAGCGAGCCUCAUUGAACUGGCACAUGAGGAAACACACGUCCGAAACUCAUUUCAACUACACGUGCGAGCACUGCGGCAAACGCUUCGAGAAACUCGACAGCGUCAAGUUCCACAAACUCAAGAGCCAUCCGGACACACAGGGCAGCUGAGAAACUCCUCAGUAUGUGCAAGGAUUUAUUGACGGUACACUUGAAUAAAGUGUUUGCAUUGUGCACUUUUUGAAUUUUAAAAUUUUCUAAAAAAAUGUGCAGCUGGAUCAAUCAAAGGUCAGACUUAAGAGACUUGACACAUAUUCUUAAGCUGUUUACUGUGCUGGACACAGAAAUAGGAAACUACUGGAAUCCUAUAAAACUGAAUUAGUUUUUUUAUAUUUUAUGAUAUUAAUUGUUAAUUUCUAAAUGAUAUCUGAGACAUGUUGUGAGGUCAAAAUAAGACCACAUAUUUGAAAUGCUGUUAUGUUGAAAUAUGGCAAUGGACAGUCCUAGGAUGUAAAAGAAAAACAAAGGAUGUAUAUGAAUACAUAAAAUAAAGUAGUGGUAUGUGCUGCUGCACAAUUUUUAUGUCCUUAAUAGGUAUAGGAGAUUUGUGAUUCACAUAAAAUUCAUAAAAGCAAAAUAGAAUACAUAUGCGAGAUUCAUGAUAAUUUUUAAUCUAUGCAUUAGGUGUCUUUAAUUAUUGCAUUAAAGAAAAUGUCUACAAUCUAUUGUGUAUAUAUAUAUGUUAAAUUGAUGUGCAAAAGUCACCAUGCAACCAGAUGUUAUUUUUACACUGGUAUAAUGACCAUAUACAUUAUUUAUCAGUCUCUUUUAUUAAAAUACAAUCAGAAAUACAAGAAAUGUGUAUGCAAUAUUAAAAAACAGAAUUAUAAUAUAAAGUGUCAAGUAUUUGCUGUAAUCUCUUUCUAAACAUGAACAACAACAGGAACCCAUAGAUUAUCUUAAAGGGACACUCAUUGCGCAUUUUCCAGCUGCCCUAUAGUCACAACAUUUAAUUUUUACAGUUUUGGUAUCUAUUCAGCUCCAUCUCCAUGUCACUUUUAGCGUAGCUUGGCAUAAUGAUUUAUUACGCAGCACCGGAAAAAAGUCCCCUUGGUCACUUUCAAUAGCAAAGUACAAUUUUUUGGCGCUGCGUAAUAUCAUUGUGGCUCCUGCAGUCGUGUUACAGCAGCAAAGUCUUUACGCCGGAAUGAGAGUAUAGUUCCUAGCCAUAUCUGCCUAGAAAAUCACAACUUUUAAUUUUCUGUCAGUCUUAGUACACAAUGUAACUACAGGAGAGUCAAGUUUUAAAUAGGAAAAAUAUCCAAACUCUUUGAUUAUUUUUUUAGCGCGAUGCUAAUGGUCUAAUCAGUUUCAAUGGAUUGUGCUAAGCUAUGCUAAAAGUGCUAGCGCCAGACCCGGAGAUCAGCUGAAUGGAUUCCAAAAAGGUAAAAAUCAAAUGUUUAACUCUAGGGGAGCUGGAAAAUGAGCAUAUUUAAAAAAAAAAGUGGAGUGUCCCUUUAAGCAUAAGUGCAUUUGAUUAUACGUCUAUACUUCAGGCUUAAAUACUGACUUUUACCUGAAGAAGCCAUUUUCUUCUGGAAAUGGCUUUUUAUACAUUUGGUCUACGUAUUUAUUUUCUGAUUGUAUCUUGGGGGGUGGGUAAAUAUGGAUGAUCUUUGCUAAAACUACAGUACUAGUGCUGGUUAUAGACUUUUACACAGUAUUGUAAAUUCAAAUUAACUCGACCCCUUAACUUAUCUAUAUGUGCACAUUUAAAUGCAACGUGUCGUUUGAAUACGAAAAUGCAAAUGAAACAUUGCAUUUAAAUGUGCACAUAUGUAUGCCUACAAGUAGACAGUAUGCAGUAUUUAA
Molecule: messenger RNA, 3628 nt
Organism: Paramisgurnus dabryanus
Lineage: Eukaryota; Metazoa; Chordata; Actinopteri; Cypriniformes; Cobitidae
Gene: znf653
Product: zinc finger protein 653
Biological process (GO): regulation of transcription by RNA polymerase II
Cellular component (GO): nucleus
Molecular function (GO): transcription coregulator activity
Source: RefSeq, a predicted model, not a curated record